AUGGCAGCAAGAGUUAAUGGUCUGGCUUGCUUGGACUCGAAGAAUGCGCAAGCCCAACAUUUUUCCUUCAGUGGCCUCCAUAUUCCUGGCAACGCAUCAAUUCGCUUUGGCUUUGCAGUUAAACCUGUCUUAGUAGCCCAAUUACCUGGACUAAACACCCUUGGAAUCUCCAUGGCCCGUGUUGGCUAUGCACCCUGGGGUCUAGUUACUCCUCACUCACACCCCCGUGCAACUGAAAUUCUUACAGUCUUGGAAGGCAAACUCCUCGUUGGCUUUGUGACUUCUAACCCUGAAAACAGGCUCCUUACUAGGGUCCUUGAGAAGGGGGAUGUUUUUGUGUUUCCUAUUGGACUCUUUCAUUUCCAGAGAAAUGUUGGCCAUGGAAAUGCUGUCUCAAUUGCUUCCUUAAGCAGCCAAAACCCUGGUGUUGCUUUAGUUGCUAAUGCUCUAUUUGGAUCUACUCCAAGCAUUCCUAAUGAUAUUCUAGCAAAGGCUUUCCAGGUGGACGAGUCCUUUAAGCGGGUACCGAGUUAUUACGAGAUGUAUUUUCCCAAGGGUGCUCUAAAGUGCCUCCAUCGAAUUGUAGUACUAAAUCAUCUCCAACAAUCUUAA
Dovyalis caffra is the source of this 612-nucleotide messenger RNA. The record is from the annotation of a GenBank genome assembly. NCBI's taxonomy places the organism in Eukaryota, Viridiplantae, Streptophyta, Magnoliopsida, Malpighiales, Salicaceae.